This is a messenger RNA of Lingula anatina, 5092 nucleotides long. RefSeq lists its product as uncharacterized. The record is from RefSeq and is a predicted model, not a curated record. Gene Ontology annotation, biological process: negative regulation of DNA-templated transcription. Gene Ontology annotation, molecular function: DNA binding; transcription coregulator activity; transcription factor binding. NCBI's taxonomy places the organism in Eukaryota, Metazoa, Brachiopoda, Lingulata, Lingulida, Lingulidae. Gene Ontology annotation, cellular component: nucleus.
UUCCGACCCAAACAAACAGUUAACGACGAGGCCACAAAGCUGCAUGACGUUGUCUCAUAAGCGUUUUCCUGUUAAAGAUGGCUUUAUAUCCCAUAGUGGCCCUGAUGAGGAGUGAUCAUAAUCGCAGGUGUCUUUGGAGACUCUAGGAGUUCUCUGAUGGUUAUAUAGUAGUGAGGCCACUAGCUACCAAGAUCAGUUGUCAUUUCUGGAAUUCGUCAUCACAAGUCCACACCAACCCAGAGACUUCUUGGACCGCGUCUCUUAAUCUUCUUGGAUUGAUACAGGCUCCUCAGGUUAACUACAGAAAUUUCACAGAUUCUGUGGGAGAGUGGCCUGUUCGUCUACAUCUAAUGCCACAGCAAUGCUUGCCUACACCUCAGGCGCUGACUCCAUGUUGACCUACCCGGAAAGAACGUCCCACAGCGACACCGCCUCUUUAGCGCAGACAGCACCACAUAUGCCGCACACAGUACAUUCUCUGCCUGCGCCACCGGGGUUGAUACACAGCUCCAAUCCACGGUCGUACCCUUCUCUGCCGCCGCUGCCUCCUCCCCGGACGCGAGAUUGUCGUGAUCUGUCCGUGCGCGCAAGCUCUUUGUUGAACAACAGAAGUGAUUCGAACGUUCCUUAUAGGCUGAGAGGAACACGGUCACCCCCACCAAGAUAUAACAACCGUCUAGAAGCACUUUAUUUAUUACAAAAGGGACAGGUGUGCAAUCAGGGACGGCUUAUGAUGACGUCCACGGUGCCGAGUAGCCAGUCAGAGCUCCAGCUAUAUAGAGUUCUACAGAGGGCCAAUUUGCUCCAAUACUUUGAUAUCUUCAUUGCUCAAGGAGGGGAUGAUGUUCAGCAACUGUGCGAGGCGGGGGAGGAAGAGUUUCUGGAGAUCAUGGCGCUCGUUGGAAUGGCCAGCAAACCCCUGCAUGUACGCAGGUUACAGAAGGCGCUACAGGACUGGGUGGCAAAUCCAGCCCUGUUCCAGCAGCCCCACACAGGUUCAUCGCCGACCUCGGGCGGUUCAGCUCAACCUAGCCCUUUGACCACCUCAGUACGAAGUGGCCUCUCCGCCAUUUACCCCUCUAGUAGUGGACCAAAUGUAGUAACGGCUCCAACGUGGAAUCCUCAGCCAGCCAGGCCGACCAACUCUCUUAGUCCAAGCCCGUCUGGCGGAGGGGCGGGGCUAUCGCCAGUAUUGAAUUUAAGAGAAGACAGCAAUCAUCAGGACGAUGCUGAUCUGAAACGCAAUAGUGAUUCUCCCAUUCCGACACCUGUUCUCGUAGAAAGCCAAAUUGCAGCUAUCGCAGAGGCUGCAGAAAAACUUGUGCCAACUUUACCGCAGUUUGAACCAAAGCCAAUGAACAUGAGAAAGCAGAUUAACAAGGAAAUAGAGAAACCAUCACCACGGCGACACUGGAACGAGGAAACCAUGGAAGUUGCAUGCGACUCCAUUGCAGCGGGAAAGCUGUCCAUCCGUAAAGCAUCCGAGGCUUAUGGGAUACCUAGAGAUGCCAUUCAGCGGAGGAUUGCUGGGAGGCUGCCGCCAUCUUGUAGACCAGGUCCUAGAACGAUUCUCAUGCCAGAAGAAGAAAUGCAGAUUGUUGAGUAUUGUUUCCAAAAGAGAGCCUCGGGGAAGACUGUGACAGGGAUGGACUGCCGUCGAAUGGCAUACAGGUUGGCCGAAGACAGCGGUAGGUCUCACCCAUUUAGCAAUGGUAUUGCAGGCGCUGAUUGGUUCGAGGGGUUUAAAAACCGUCACCCUGAGUUGCCUUAUGGGAAGCAUAACGCCAACCGUACGGGCACGACAAAGACGUCCCGCACCAUUCUCUCUAUGGAGGAAGAGCAGCUCAUUGUGGAGUACAUGCAGCAGAGUAGAGAGCAGGGUAAGGGCGUGUCAGGCCUAGACGUCAGGAGGAAGGCCUAUGAAAUUGCUGAUGCCAGCGGGAGAAGCCAUCCCUUUCGUAAUGGCAUUGCAGGAUAUGAUUGGUUUGAGGGAUUUCGGACCCGCCAUCCUGAGGUGACAUUUCGUAAAUCUGCCACUGUGAAACCAUUGAAAGUUCAAAUGGCAUCGACUGAUAGUGGGGAUGGCUAUCCAGUCAAAGUGGAUGAUUAUGUUGUCGAAGUCAAUGAAGAUUAUUGUCAUGACGACACCCAGGACAGUACCAAUGAUAGCAAUAUUGCUAAUAAUACUAAUGAACAUGACAGUGCUGACAAUGACAGUAGCCAUGACAGUAACAAUGAUUCGUAUGAUGUUGCUGAUACUACAAGUGGUGCUACUGCUUCUGCUGUUAUGGCAGGCUCAGACGAUACUAUUGCAGCCGCAGACGAUGCUUAAACAAAAAGUAAUUGGUGUUGAAACUGUGGAUGUUUUAGCAAUGGAAGCCUAUGAUUGGUGUUCGAAAUAAGGUGCACAUAAGUUAUUAUAUGCUAUGGGCAUUCUUAGAAAUUGCUCUCUGCAGUUAUAGAAGCUGGAUAUCAUUAAAAGCAUUAGUCGAAUAGACCACAUGGUUGUGGCUUUAAAAUCCACUUUGUGUUGACCAAACUAUUCAUUUUAGAAUUUAUAGUUUCGAUUUUUUUCACCAAAUAUCUGGAAGAAGUUCAUCAAAUGAAAUGUUCCAGACUCAUAAAAGAUCUCCCAAAAUUGUGUGCCAUUGAGAUGAAAGAGUUGGAGAGAAGUUUUUCGAUAUAUGGAAAAAAAAGUUUGUCAUGGAUCUGGCUUUAGGGACGCAUCUCAUUUUACGCUAGACCAGUAGGCGACGCAAAAGUGACAGUAGAUCAUGGCAGUCUUCUUUGAUUAUGACUAGAUUAAUAUGCUACACAUAAGUUACAAGCUUAAGUAUAUUCUGAACUCUAUUAUUUUGGUGUUUAGAAACUGAGGGAUCUUUUUGCCUAUGAAACUUUUUCCAUGAUUAAUGGCGUAUGAACAAAAUAUGGAAUAAAACUGCGUUGCACUCAUGAUUUUGCAGUAGAAAGAGACUAAUACAUUCCUUGGUAUGCAAUUAGUAUUACAGCAGAAGAACUAAAACGUUUGGAUUAAGACAAACACAAUGUUAAAUUCUUUUGAGAGAAACUUUAUUCCUGUAAAGUGACUAAUUCACUCUAUCCUUCCUAACAUUAGGUGUAUGAAUUAGAAAACGAAAUAAUUUUGUGGCAAUAUAUAUUAUUUGAGGGAACAAUUGGGUUUAGCGCAUUACAGUGUACAUAUAAUUGCUUGCAUUGAAACAUAGGCCAAGGUUUAUGAUGAUCAUUAUUCGCUGUAAUAUAAAUAACGGUAAUUGUGAAUAUAAACUCAGCACAUGUAAACAAGAGGAUAAUUUUGCCUUUUCAUAUUUAGAUGUUAUGGAGACUUUAAUAUAAUGCUCAUACUCUCCAAAGAUCUGAAAUUCGGGAUACUCUGAAAUCUUGAUCUGCUGUCAGUCAUGACUUGUAGUUAUUACGGCUUUGUCUUAUAUUUAUAAUGGAAAAUUGAGUCUUCCUUCAAAGAUGAAAAAGGGACAAAAGUUAUAUUGUAAAAUGUUUAAUUUAUUUAUAUAACAUAAGCCAUAAUCUUGUUAACAUAGUUUUUUUUAUUAGAGGAAUUGUACCAAAAUGUUUAAGGGAAGUUUACUUAGUCUGUGUCAGAUAUAUGCAUUAUUUACAUAUGAUAAUCCCGAAGAACAUGAGGUUAAUUUAAUAGAUUCAUUUGAAGUCUAUCUACCUAAUAGGAGUGGUGACAAUUAUUUUAUCUCAUCAUUCAAAAGUUUUGUUACAAGUUUUAGACACGUUGACAGACUUAAUAUUUUCAAAAGGUUGAUAUUAAAAAUGUAAAACAUAUUCUUAAAGUUUCGAGGCCAUCUGAAUUAAGUGAUAAUGAAGUUCUAGAAAUGAAUUGUUAGAGAAUUGUUAAAAUUGUCAGUUUUUGUAGUUAUUACACUCAAAUUUUAUCAAGAUCAUUGCAAAAACAAUUUUGCAAUAUUUAAAAACUACAUGAUGUUGUUUACAUGAUGUUUUCUCAUUCCUUUGAUUUACCCACCAUGCUUUGCAACUGUCAGUCAUUUCUUUAGGUUGUUUAUAUUUGAGUACCUAAAGAACUUCAAAAAAUUUUGUAAAAAAUUUCCUGCAAAAUGCAGCUGUUUUAACUUAUUGUGCAUAACAGAGCAUUUAUGCAGUGGCUCAAAACAGCAUUUUACAUUAAAUAUGUUAUUGCAUUAUCUUUUUCACUAUUUUAAAAAAUAAUUUCGAAAAUGAAUAUUAGCAGCAUCCUUGUUAUUGAUAUGUUAUAAAUAUCCAGAAUUAAAAUUUAAUAAUCUUAUUCUGAUGCCAAGAAAUGUUGAAGAGAACUGUGGGGAAUUUUUUUCACUGGAACAUAUUGUCAAGUGAAAUGGUUGUAAUGGUGACCCCAGCUUAUCUGCACUGGGGGAAUUGCUUGCUUUUUAAGUUGAUUUGAUUUUGUUGUUUCUAGUCAGGGUGGUUAGAAAUCCUGUGUACACAGCUUGUUGGAAAUACAUUUUGGAAUAUGGAAAGGGUUAAUAAAAGGAGAAAUUGGAAAAUUAUAGUUCUCUUUGUAAGAGUUUUUUUAUCAACUGGUUAGAAAUGAGGUGUAAAUUUAGCUGCAUUUAGUUUCAUAUAACACCUUGAAGCUUGCAUCACAUCUAGAAUUAUUUUAAUUUUCAAAUAUAAUUCAAAACGGUUCUUAUCAAAUCAAAGUAAAUUUGUACAAAUAUGAACUGUUUAAGCAAUGGGAUAUUGAGUGGGCCCACUUUAUUUUAUAUAAAGCCAAUUGAGAAGCAGAAAGCACUUCAUUCACAUGCAGUGCCACUUCUAAAAAGGGAGGGAAAACUGUGGGAAAUAAUUUGUAACCCUUUUUUCUCUUUUUCUUAAUGUGUGUUUUUAAGAACUUCCUGUUUAAAAAAGUAGGCACUUGGAGCUGCAAAGGACUUGCUAUAUAGAGGGACAGAUGCCAACUGAAGGCUUACACUUUUAAAAAAGACUUUGUGCUUAAUGAAUAAAAUCUGAUAACUUAUCCACAUUGAAACUUAGCUGCAAACAUUCAUUUUUUACCUCAUAUGUAAGUGUUUAAAUAGAAUAUUACAAACCAUGAUUCAUGCUAGACUCU